This is a messenger RNA of Talaromyces marneffei, 687 nucleotides long. RefSeq lists its product as uncharacterized. The coding region runs from base 1 to 687 and encodes 228 amino acids. NCBI's taxonomy places the organism in Eukaryota, Fungi, Ascomycota, Eurotiomycetes, Eurotiales, Trichocomaceae. The record is from RefSeq and is a predicted model, not a curated record. The transcript has a single exon. Gene Ontology annotation, molecular function: RNA-DNA hybrid ribonuclease activity; nucleic acid binding.
AUGACGGUGUGCCAUCAAGAAAAAAACGGCAGACGAGACUGGGCAUAUGACCGGAUAUUCGAUCCCUCCCAAGCUAUUGAUUCAGACACGGUAGAAUGCCGGUACAAAGAAUGGACAUAUCUAGCCUGUGACUGCGGCACCCCAUGUCCUGAUUGCGGCAACCUACCGCCCGAUUACAGCUGUAUCGUGAUCGCGAUAAAGGGAGUUUGUCGGUGUCAAGACAAUCAAAACGGCACUACCACCGUCAAGGCUGCUAUUGGAGUCUACCUUGCGCCGGAAUCAAAACACAACGAGACCCGCCUUUUGCAAGAUCUCGACAAUCCCCCAACGAGCCACAGAGCCGAGUUAGAAGCUGGAAUCCAAGCUCUCAUAACGAUCAUGAAUAUCAUCGUGGUGAAGGGUGUUGAGGGCGCAAAACUGCGCAUGGUCAUUAUCAAAUCUGAUUCGGCUUAUCUUCUGCAGGGCGUGACUCAUUGGGUGUUGCAGUGGAAAAGACAUGGGGUUUUGGAUAAGAGAGGUGAAGUGAUAGAAAAUGCUAUUCGGUUCAUGGUUCUGGAAGAGUUGCGGAGGGCGCUGGAAGAGGUUUUUCAUGUGUCGGUGUUGUUUUGGCAGUGGCAAAGGAACGGAAUAGGGAUGCUGACGAGCUGGCUAGAAAGGCUUUUGUUGAUUAAUAACGUUGGGCAAUAG